Molecule: messenger RNA, 682 nt
Organism: Drosophila navojoa
Lineage: Eukaryota; Metazoa; Arthropoda; Insecta; Diptera; Drosophilidae
Source: RefSeq, a predicted model, not a curated record
AUGCACUCCAAGCUCAAUGCUUCAAGGAAUACACACACACACACAUACACAGCACUGUUGACCAUGCCCAUAACAUCGCCGCCGCCCAAUCGACGGCAGCUACUGCGCAGCGUUGAAAGCUUACGCGGACGCGUUUGUCAAAUAUUAAAUUGUGUUAUUAAUUUGCACAUUGAAUUUUUGGUGCUCGAAUCGAAUGUGGCCGCAUUGCUGGAUGAGGUGAGAUGCCUGAACGAUGACUACGCCGAGGUGCAGCGCUUGGAUCAAAUGAUCGAGACACUGCGUGACUACAGUGGACCCACCAUAUGCCACGAGUGGCCAUAUCCUUUGAUUUUUAGGGGCACAAUCGACGAGGCACACGUCGCACAAAUACUCAACACAACGGAACUAGUUCCGGAGCCAUCGCCAGCAACAGUCAGUGCCAAGGAUGAGCUGUCGAAGCGGACGGAACUGGAAGCGAGCGAGCUAGCUGGCCUAAGCAGACGUUCAAAACUGUGGCGGUUCACGCGAACCAGAUCAGCGGCGCGAAAAACAGAACAAGCUAGUCCAAGCUGAUGAACAGUUGGAAACUACUAAUGCAGUCGGAACUCGACACAAUAAUCGAAAUCAUGACAAUCGACUACAACUAGAUCAGCUCCUAGAAUAGAAUAAGGAACUAGUCUUAGCUGAUUGAGAGGUUUGUUUC